AUGGUCAAGUACGGGAAUAAGUGCGAAUAUUUCGGCUGCGGUCGCUGGUCUCAGGUCGACAGACAUCUAUCAUUCUUCCGGUUUCCUGCGAAAAGUGAGAAAAGAUGUCGAGACUGGGCGCUGCUGAUGAACAGGCCAGACCUGCUGAAGUUGCCGGUAGAGAAGCUGCGCACGAGGUAUGUUUGCGCUCGUCACUUCCCGCCACACGCCUUCAUGAACGAUCUGCGCAACCGCAAGACACACGACGCAACGCCGCUACCCUACUGCGCACCUGGCCAACCCACCCUGCCAAGAAUCCCUUAUGUGGUGGAGUUUAAGCCGGAAAUGUGGGAAGAAGAGGAGAAAAAAACCGAUUUGCCAAUAAAGAGAGGAAGAGGAAGACCGAGAAAAACACCAAAGCUUGAUGGUGCUCUCGAUAAAAGUUUCAGUGAAGUGGUGUCAUGCUGUGCUCUUGCCUGUCCCAACACAUCAGAGAACCAUACCAUGAUCACCCUGCCGCAGGAUGAGUCGUCUCGUAAGCACUGGGUUGAUAAGAUAGAUCGGCUGGACUGGAGUCCUGAUGAAGACGCUGCUUUGUGUGAGGUUCAUUUUGAGGAAGAUAUGUGGGACAAAGACUCUGAAGCCAAGAAACUCCUCCCAGAAGCGGUUCCUUCCUUGUUCCUGCACGGGGAAGCCAUCAAGUCGUGGGUCACAUUGGACAACACAGGCAACAUUGCGGAUAUGGUUGUGGAGAGACACAGCACCAAUGAUGAAGACAGCGCCCAUGGUGGGAGCAAUUAUGAUAAUAAUGAGGAGUCUAUGGAUUGUUCAGAACCAGAUGAGAGUGCAUCGAUAUUUGUUAAACGUGAAGCUUUAGAGCCAGAAAUUGAUAUGGUUGAAGGAUGUGAAGAGGAUAUGGUACCAAGAGAUACUUCAAACGGGGAGCAGUUUGAAACCAUCUACUGUGAUUCUACAUUCAAUGAUAAUGAGGAUUCCAAUAACGUAAUCUAUGAAGAUAUUGAAGAAGAUGAUAUUUCCACGGCUCCAAAUUCAUCAGUGGUGGAUAUGAAUCCUCUAGCAGAUGAAAGAUGCUCCAGUCCCAUCCAGGAUGGUGAAGUAUCCUGCCUGGAAGACUCUACCAAAAAAAAUGCUGAUAGCAAGUAUUUGGUCAUCUCAAAAUCAUUCCAAAAAUUAAUGAACAGCAAAGUUAUAAGAAGGAGAACCGGCAAUGAACUGACAACAAAGUACCAGUGCCCAAUCUGUGAUAGAAGACUCAGCCGUAAAAAGAAUUUGGAGAUUCAUAUCCAGAAACUGCACCCGUUUGGAGAAAUGUCAGAAUACCAGAAGAAAAAGAAGGAAGGGACUUUGACAAAAUCAAAAGAAUCACCCAUCAAUGGGUUCAAAAAGCCACCACCACCUCUAAGGCCCAUAGUACCUCAAUGUUUGAUCAGCCCUUCAUUUCCUGUCAUUCCCUUGAAAACUCAAAACUCACCAGCAACAACCUCAGCACCCGAGGGAGUUCUUACAGCUUCCAUUCCCAUCCUCUCAUUUGCUUCGCAGAGUCCUCAUGUGUCAUCAUCGGUGGCAACGACACCAUCGACUAUUGUUGCCCCGUUGGUCACGUCCCAUUCUCUAGUCACCCCCUCGGCUCUUCUAACAUCACCCAACCUCACAUCGUCCUCCGCAGGGACUACUUUGAUGACAACGACGUCUGUAGUCACUACUCCUUGCCCUCUCGACCCAAGUCCUGCCGGAGGCGAAAUGAGGAAGCAACAAUUUUUACUCCUUCUCCCAAAACCGGCAGUGAUACCUUCUCCACCGCCCUUGAAUAAGGCAGAACCACCCAAAUCUUCUAAGCCUGCCAGCCCUACAAAACUAUCGAUACCUAGUGACAACAUGUACUCCGUCAACCUGGGCGAACUGUCGAUGGAGAGAAGGAUCAAGUUGAAGGAGAAACUGCGGGAGCUGGUCAACGCUGUUGUGAAGAAAAACUUGAACCCGGAAAGAAUAAUAAUCGCAUAUGAUAGAACGUAAAGUGUUCAAGUAAAUAUUACUAGUUAAAACAAAUUUAUGAUCUCUGUUAAUAGUCUAGGGUUUAUCUCUGCCAAAUACAGCAGUUAAAAUUCUUUCCAUAACUUUAUGGAUCUAUUUUAAUUUCAAAUUUAAUUUUGUUAUGUUCUAGUUCUUUUCAUAAAAGAUAUACUAAACUAUAUGAAAUAACACCAGAUUAACAAAUUAAAAUGGUUUUUAAAAUUGUAGAAUAUUAGUGUUUAUUUGCUGUUAGUGUUACCAAUACUUUUUUGGUUUUUAAAAUUGGUUUUCAUACAAUUUAAAUGAUUUUAAAUAGUUUAUUUUUAUUUAAAUGACUGGUUAUGAAUAAGAAUAUUUUUGUAUGUUAACGUUAGUUAAAUAUACAAGUACCUGUUUGCGAUAAUUGAACUACACUUUAAUCUGAU
Messenger RNA from Macrosteles quadrilineatus (aster leafhopper), 2435 nucleotides. RefSeq lists its product as uncharacterized. The transcript has 11 exons. Bases 1 to 2013 code for a protein of 670 amino acids. Lineage: Eukaryota; Metazoa; Arthropoda; Insecta; Hemiptera; Cicadellidae. The record is from RefSeq and is a predicted model, not a curated record. Gene Ontology annotation, molecular function: sequence-specific DNA binding.